Molecule: messenger RNA, 654 nt
Organism: Rotaria sordida
Lineage: Eukaryota; Metazoa; Rotifera; Eurotatoria; Philodinida; Philodinidae
Source: the annotation of a GenBank genome assembly
AUGUAUUGGUUUUUGAUGAUAGGAUUGUUUUUAUUAAUUAAUAAUUCAAUAGGAUGUAAAAGACCUUCAUUAUCACAAAUAACUGCUCAAAAAGAUUUUUGUCUAGAAAAGUUUCUUGGUCAAUGGCACCAAAUAAAAUGGUAUACAAGUGAAAUAAAUCAUAAUCCAUCUGAGUCAUGGACUGAUUAUUCUCAAUUUUUUGCAUUAGACAAUUGUAUUAAUCAACAUGUUCUUGCUUUCGGUAGAGCACGAUUACCUAAUGGAACAGAAUGUUUUUCAUUUGGUCCAUGGUCAAUUUUUGCAUAUAAUGGUGCAAAAAUGAUUGUUGAAACAGACGAUAUCAAUAAGAAUACAAAAGUUAAUUGGCCUUAUAUUAUAUUAAAAACCGAUUAUACUCAUUAUGCAUUAAUAUAUACAUGUAUAACAAAAGGUGCUACACGAAAUGAUCCAUGUACAGAAGAAGUAGUAGAAGUAUUCAGUCGAACAACAACCUUAGCAAAAAAAUAUUUAACUGAAAUUGAUAAUUAUAUUAAAAAUAUCUUAUGUGUUGAUCUAAACAAAUUUGAACCAAUUGUAUAUCGUACACCACUGUGCUUUCCAGAUAGGUGCAGAAACGUCCAUAAAGAUGGAUAUUUUCCCUGGGCGAAAAAAUAA